UGGUUUCUGUCUGCCUGUUCUAUGGCUGUGUGGCGUUUCGCCGGCACUGAGUGAGUCCACCUGAGUGCUUAAUUCUGCUGGCUUCUGGAUCCCACGUUAGGCUCCUGUCUACUCACCUGCCUCAUCUGUGGCUACGCUUCCAGUCCUGCUUCUCAAAGGAGAAAAAAUGGUGACACCUCAAGAGGUCCUCUUCAGAACUUUAGAAGAUUUGGGAGCUGAGGACUUUGAAAAAUUCAAGUGGUUCCUGCAGCAGCAGGGGGCGCUAGAAGGCCUCCCAGCAAUCCCAAAGAGUCGACUGGAGGAUGCAAACCGCAUGAAAACCAUAGAUCAGAUGUUUCAGACUUACAGUAUAAACACGAUUAAAGUGACCAGAACAGUUUUAGUGAAGAUAAAUCAGAAUGAACUAGAGAAGAAAUUAUCAAACACCUCCUUCGAACCUGAAGAGAUUCUUGCUGAGUGCCAGAGAAAACUCAAAUCCAAAUUACAAGAGAAGUUCCAGUCUGUGUUUGAGGGGAUCACUAAAGCAGGAAACCAGAUCCUUCUGAAUCAGAUCUACACAGAGAUCUACAUCUUAAAGGGAGAAACUGCAGAGGUCAACAUGGAGCAUGAGGUCAGACAGAUUGAAACAGCAUCCAGGAAACCAGACAGACCAGAAACAACAAUCAGACAAAAAGACAUCUUUAAAGCCUCACCUGGAAAAGAUAAACCAAUAAGAAGAGUCCUGACAAAGGGAGUGGCUGGCAUUGGGAAAACAGUCUUAACACAGAAGUUCACUCUGGACUGGGCUGAAGACAAAACCAACCAGGACAUCCACUUCACAUUUCCAUUCACUUUCAGAGAGCUGAACGGUCUGAAAGAGAAAAAGUUCAGCUUGGUGGAACUUGUUCAUCACUUCUUUUCUGAAACCAAAGAAGCAGGAAUCUGCAGGUUUGAAGAGUUCCACAUUGUGUUGCUCUUUGACGGUCUGGAUGAGUGUCGACUUCCUCUGGACUUCCACAAUGCUGAGACCCUGACUGAUGUCACAGAGUCCACCUCAGUGGAUGUGCUGCUGACAAACCUCAUCAGGGGGAAACUGCUUCCCUCUGCUCGUCUCUGGAUAACCACACGACCUGCAGCAGCCAAUCAGAUCCCUGUUGACUGUGUUGACAUGGUGACAGAGGUCAGAGGGUUCACUGACCCUCAGAAGGAGGACUACUUCAGAAAGAGAUUCAGAGAUGAGGAGCAGGCCAGCAGGAUCAUCUCCCACAUCAAGACAUCACGAAGCCUCCACAUCAUGUGCCACAUCCCAGUCUUCUGCUGGAUCUCUGCUGGAGUUCUGGAGGAGCUGAUGAAUACCGGAGAGGGAGGAGAGCUGCCCAAGACCUUGACUGAGAUGUACAUCCACUUCCUGGUGGUUCAGUCCAAACGGACAAACGUCAAAUAUCAUGGGAAAUCUGAGAGAGAUCCACACUGGAGUCCAGAGAGCAGGGAGAUGAUUGAGUCUCUGGGAAAACUGGCUUUUGAUCAGCUGCAGAAAGGAAACCUGAUCUUCUAUGACUCAGACCUGAAAAAGUCUGCCAUCGAUAUCACAGCAGCCUCAAUGUACUCAGGAGUGUUCACACAGGUCUUUAGAGAGGAGAGAGGACUGUACCAGGACCGGGUGUUCUGCUUCGUCCAUCUGAGUGUUCAGGAGUUUCUGGCUGCUCUUCAUGUCCAUCUGACCUUCAUUGAGUCUGGAGUCAAUCUGAUGGCAGAAGCAAGAUGGUGGUCCAAAGUCUUCGGAGACAAACCUAAACCAAAACAUCUCUACCAGAGUGCUGUGGACAAGGCCUUACAGAGUCCAAAUGGACACCUGGACUUGUUCCUCCGCUUCCUCCUGGGUCUUUCUCUGGAGACCAAUCAGAACCUCCUACGAGGUCUGCUGACACAGACAGGAAGUAGCUCACAGACCAAUCAAGAAACAGUCCAGUACAUCAAGAAGAAUCUCAGGAAGAAUCUGUCUGCAGAGAGAAGCAUCAACCUGUUCCACUGUCUGAAUGAACUGAAUGAUCGUUCUCUAGUGGAGGAGAUCCAACAGUCCCUGAGAUCAGGAAAUCUCUCCACAGAUGAACUGUCUCCUGCUCAGUGGUCAGCUCUGGUCUUCAUCUUACUGUCAUCAGAAACAGAUCUGGACGUGUUUGACCUGAAGAAAUACUCUGCUUCAGAGGAGGCUCUUCUGAGGCUGCUGCCAGUGGUCAAAGCCUCCAACAAAGCUCUGUUAACUGGCUGUAAGCUCUCAGAGAGAAGCUGUGAAGCUCUGUCCUCAGUCCUCAGCUCCCAGUCCUCUAGUCUGAGAGACCUGGACCUGAGUAACAACGACCUGCAGGAUUCAGGAGUGAAGCUUCUGUCUGAUGGACUGAAGAGUCCACUUUGUGAACUGAAAACCCUCAGUCUGUCAGGCUGUCUGAUCUCAGAGGAAGGCUGUUCUUCUCUGGCCGCAGCUCUGAGGUCCAACCCCUCCCAUCUGAGAGAGCUGGACCUGAGCUACAAUCAUCCAGGAGACUCAGGAGUGAAGCUACUGGAGGAUCCACGAUGCAGACUGGACACUCUUAGGGUGGACCAUGAUGGAGAGCACAGGUUAAAACCUGGUGUGAGGAAGUAUUUCUGUCAACUCACACUGGACACAAACACAGUACACAGAAAACUCAAACUGUCUGAGAACAACAGGAAGGUGACAUGUGUUAGAGAGGAUCAGUCAUAUCCUGAUCAUCCAGAGAGAUUUGACUACUGUAGUCAGCUGCUGUGUCGAGAUGGUCUGACUGGUCGCUGUUACUGGGAGGUCGAGAGGAGAGGAGAUGUUACUGUAGCAGUGAGUUACAGAGGAAUCAGCAGGAAAGGAGAGAGUGAUGACUGUUGGUUUGGAUACAAUGAUCAGUCCUGGAGUCUGUGGUGCUCUGAUGUUGGUUACUCUGUCUGGCACAAUGACAUUAGAACAGUCCUCUCCUCCUCCUCGUCUCGUAGAAUAGGAGUGUAUUUGGACUGUCCUGCUGGCUCUCUGUCCUUCUACAGAGUCUCCUCUGACUCACUGAUCCACCUCCACACCUUCAACACCACAUUCACUGAACCUCUUUAUCCUGGGUUUGGGGUCUGGUCCUCUGGUUCCUCAGUGUCUAUGUGUGAUCUGUAGGACGGAGACGACUUCCUGUCCUGUGGUCUGAAUGUUGGAUGAAGCUUCACUUUGUUUAUCAUUUGAUUCUCUGAUUGUUUCUUAAAUGUCUCAAAUGUUCUCUUCUUAUAAACGGUGAAAUGAUCUCAGGGCUGAACUCUGAUUUUCUCUUGAAUCAAGUUUUUUUUGGAGCAGCGUCUUGUAGCUGCUAAUGUCUGUCGUGAUUGAUCUCAAUAAAGGUUUAAAGACUCACGAGAACAGCAGCUUCUAACAAAUGUAAAUCUGAUUCUGUUUUAAAGAGGAAU
Molecule: messenger RNA, 3429 nt
Organism: Centropristis striata (black sea bass)
Lineage: Eukaryota; Metazoa; Chordata; Actinopteri; Perciformes; Serranidae
Product: NLR family CARD domain-containing protein 3-like
Exons: 7
Coding region: 167-3145 (992 amino acids)
Molecular function (GO): protein binding
Source: RefSeq, a predicted model, not a curated record